This is a messenger RNA of Xenopus laevis (African clawed frog), 4271 nucleotides long. RefSeq names its product dihydropyrimidinase like 5 S homeolog (gene dpysl5.S). The coding region runs from base 111 to 1805 and encodes 564 amino acids. Gene Ontology annotation, molecular function: hydrolase activity, acting on carbon-nitrogen (but not peptide) bonds; hydrolase activity, acting on carbon-nitrogen (but not peptide) bonds, in cyclic amides; hydrolase activity. The record is from RefSeq and is a predicted model, not a curated record. The transcript is spliced from 13 exons. Gene Ontology annotation, cellular component: cytosol; cytoplasm. Lineage: Eukaryota; Metazoa; Chordata; Amphibia; Anura; Pipidae.
AUCCCCGCAGUCUGUAGUCGCUCAAGUUGAUGUGAGAGGCGGACGGAUCGGCCCUUCCCCUGCAGCUUCCCCUGACAGUCCGGAGCCGCAACAACCGACCGACAGCAGACAUGCACGCCAAUCCUGCCAGCGCUCGGAUACUCAUCAAAGGAGGGAAAGUAGUGAACGAUGACUGUACCCAGGAGGCUGACGUUUAUAUAGAGAAUGGAAUAAUCCAGCAGAUCGGGAAGGAGCUGAUGAUCCCUGGUGGAGCCAAGGUUAUUGAUGCUACAGGGAAGCUUGUGAUCCCGGGAGGAAUAGACACCAGCACCCACUUCCACCAAACCUUCAUGAAUGCCACCUGCAUGGACGACUUCUACAAUGGGACCAAGGCGGCACUAAUGGGCGGCACCACCAUGAUUAUUGGACAUGUUCUGCCCGACAAGGACGUGUCUCUCCUCGACGCCUAUGAGAAGUGCCGCAGCCUGGCCGACCCCAAGGUUUGCUGUGACUACUCCCUGCACAUGGGGGUCACCUGGUGGAGCCCCAAGGUGAGGGCUGAGAUGGAGACCCUGGUGCGAGAGAAAGGGGUGAAUUCCUUCCAGAUGUUCAUGACCUACAAGGAGCUCUACAUGCUGAGGGACCACGAGCUCUACCAAGUCUUCCGCCACUGCAAAGAUCUGGGGGCCGUGGCUCGUGUCCAUGCGGAGAAUGGGGAUUUGGUGGCAGAGGGGGCUAAGGAGGUGCUGGAACUGGGGAUCACUGGCCCUGAGGGAAUUGAGAUCAGUCGCCCCGAAGAGCUGGAAGCAGAGGCCGUACAUCGAGCAAUAACCAUCGCUAACAGGACUUUCUGCCCAUUAUACCUGGUCAAUGUUUCCAGUAUGUCAGCAGGAGACGUUAUUGCUGCAGCCAAAAUGCAAGGUAAAUCAGUGUACGGAGAGACCACCACAGCCCACUCUACUUUCAAUGGGCUUCAUUACUACCACCAGGAGUGGUCUCACGCCGCCGCCUACGUUACUGUCCCACCACUGCGCCUGGACAGCAACACUCCCAACUACCUCAUGAGCCUGCUGGCCAAUGACUCGCUCAAUGUGGUGUCUUCGGAUCACAGAACCUUCACAAGCAAACAGAAAGCCAUGGGGAAGGAGGACUUCACCAAGAUCCCUCACGGCGUGGGAGGGGUGCAAGACCGGAUGAGUGUUAUUUGGGAGAGAGGAGUGGUCGGGGGAAAGAUGGAUGAGAACCGAUUUGUGGCAAUAACCAGCUCCAAUGCAGCCAAAAUCCACAACAUGUACCCAAGCAAAGGACGUAUUAUUCCAGGUGCUGAUGCCGACAUAGUGGUGUGGGAUCCUGAGGCCACCAGGACUAUCUCUGCCAGCACCCAGGUCCAAGGUGGAGAUGUGAAUCUGUAUGAGAGUAUGAGAUGUCACGGAGUCCCCUUGGUUACCAUUAGCCAUGGCCGUGUAGUCUAUGAGAAUGGAGUGUUCAUGUGUGCUGAAGGAUCUGGCUGUUUCUUCCCCAUGAGGACUUACCCAGAUUUCCUUUACAAGAAGAUGGUGCAGAAGGAGAAGACAUCAAACCAAAAAUGUGUAGACCGCACUCCGUACCAGGGGGAAGUUGCUGUGGUUGUAAAUUCUGGUAAGAAGGAAACAGGCAGUCCAAUGGCAGACACUCCAACACGACCAUCCACUCGUCAUGGGGGCGUGAGGGACCUUCAUGAGUCAGGUUUCAGCCUCUCUGGUGCUCAGAUCGAUGAUCACGUCCCAAAGCGAGCCUCGGCCAGAAUCCUUGCCCCUCCUGGAGGAAGAUCCAGUGGAAUCUGGUAAUCUGAACCAACCUGUUUUCUGUUGCCCCCACUAUAUCACAGGUCUUCUGCGUCCUACUCUCCUGGGAGAGUCCACCACUUCUACACCCGUCUCAAACCCAUCACAUAAACUUAAGUAAGAAAGAAGGGUCCACUUUGCCUCAACACAACGUCUCAUCUCCGAACAUUCCUGCAGAGCCUCGGAAUCCCCCCCCCCCGCUCCUCCAGUUUGGAGUCUGAAGUCACAAGUUAAUUUGCCAUUGGCCGCCUUGAACUCUGCUACUAUAAUGUGUCUGAAGAGCCUGUUUUUGCGAUAGUUGGAUUGGUGUUGAUGUCUUACCCUUUAAUGACAGUAGUAAUAUUAUGAUUAGUUUGGGGUGCACUACUCUUGUUAUUUGUGUAUGUCUGUAAGAAAUAGUUUCACGUGUGAGCGGAUGUUACUUUGUGGUUGUGAAGCCCAACAUGGACACAGGUGGAACCUCUUUCUCUUGAGUAUCCAGAAAUACUCCUGUAAGAUUUGGAAGCUUCAGAUAACAACAUGACCCACCCACACUGCUGCCAUUUAAGUCUCUUGCCACCCUCAGUUUAUGAGCGUAAGGAUUCCACAGUGUUUUAUGGGACAUCCUUUUCUUUUGUGACUCAAACACAGCCUUAUGAGAGUCAGGUAACAGGCAGUGCUGACAAGGAUUUGGGGUAGGGCCAUUUACCCAACCCUCUAGGUGUCAAUCAAAGGCCAUCCCUGACUCCUGGCUUCUAAGGGUUGACCUUUCCUGCCCCCGGUGCUAUGUGCCCAUGUUUUCCCAGCAUGCACAGCAUUGCUAUUAAUGACAUUUUCUAAUUUUAAGGGGGGAACAGCUUUCAACAGUUUCUUGAGGCUUUGGAUGGAGCUUAGACUACCAGGGUGCCCCCAGCUUUAGCCCGAACCUCUCUUGUACUUUGUCCCCAGUAAGUUAUGGCAUUUAUGGAUUGGGUGCAAAUGUCCUAUACCCCCAAGCUGUGGGGCUGCAGCAGUUACUGUAAUGAGUUCAGGUUCCAGAGGGAGAGUUUGACCAUUGACAGGUGCAGUAAAUAUCUACAAUGUUAUUGCAGGGAGAGGGGCAUCACAUUCAGUGCCAGUCAGUAGUAGGUAUGGACUCAAGGAACCCCUGACAUUACUGUGAAGUCCAAGUCUAAGUUAUUGAUAAUCCCAGGGUUCCUUGCAUCCAUGCGCCAGUUGCACAUAAUCCAUCAUAGCAAUCUGGCACGGUGCAUUGGCGCUGCCCACAAAGGAGCAUGUUUGAAUGCAAGUAGCUCUCUGUUGUGUCUCUCUAGUGUUGGGCACUUGUGUUAGUAAACAAACCCUUCUGUAUUUGGCCAGUUUCCAGAUGGAGCAGUAACAUGGAGUAAGGAAGCUCAAGUUUCAGUCCAUAUUGUAGAACUCACUGUUUAAUUGGAUAGGGGGGUUGGCUUUCUCCAUCCCUCACUUACUCCUAUUUCACGGAAAACCAACGGCAACACCCCAAUCAUCAUUAAAUCCCCUGAGUAUUGGAGUCCGACCAGCUUUCUCUCAUCUUUUCUUAGCAAUAACCCCUACCUUGCCCCCGUAUAACUUGAUUUCAUGUUUUGUGGGACCGCCAUGGCUUGGUGACUUUUGUUUCCAUAGAAAUAAACCCAGCAGGGAUGACAUUGGGUUGGGCAAGGGAUUCUCAUUGGCUGGUGGUAUAAAGUUACUUUGACCCACAUUUUUAGAAGCACAAAUGAUUUGCCACCCAUUGUAACCAACCUUCUGAGCAAUGCCAAUGUAGCGCUUAAGGGCUUUGCCCAGUCAUUGGCCAACUCUCUCUCUCAACUUCUUUAUUGGUGUUAAAGAUGUUCCAUUUGGAACUGAAGAAGAAAAAGGAAACAAUUUCCCACAUUGGGCAAGAAACGGCCUCAACAUUGGGGUUGGAACAGAUUGUAGGAUCACCCUAAUUCCUAAUUGUUUAUUAGGGUGGCCAAACAUGGCUCCCGCACAAAGCCAAACAAAAACCUAAUUUUUCAGAGAAACCUGGACAUAUUUCACCCCAAAAUGACUUGCCCCUGACUGAGGGAUCUCCUUAAACCCGGGUGCCCCUCCAACACCAUAAAUAUUGUGUGUCAUUAGUGUCGAAGAACAAAGUGUGUGUGUUGUGUACAAGUUGUGAUAGGAUUGCUGUAAUGAGCUCUCCAUGCCCCUUGUACAGUAAUCGGAUGACUUUUUUUGUAUUUAUUUAUUUAUUUGCGCAUUUGGAUGGGGGCGGGGCACAUAAACAACACGUUGCACUGUUACUUUGUUACUCCUCCCUCUCUCCGUAGUGAUGCUCCCCUCCCCCAUGCUAUGGUGCUAUCACCCAGUUGCACUAACCUCUCUGCCCACUGGUCCAUAUGUUGCUGCAUGUACCAUGCGUCGCUGUCACAAACCCAACAUUCCUCGUGUGGGGCUAGAAAUAAUGGAAUCUGGUACAAUUUGCAUUAAAAUGUUACUACUAUU